AUGGGGUCAAUUGCCAAACUGAUCGAAUUUCUUCGAUCUGAAUUCUCCUCUGUAGAGGACAUCACAGAUGAGUGGGCAUCCUCGAGUGUCGAAGGAAAUUACAUGGAUUUCGCUGCUAUAUCCGCUGUGUUCACUCCGUCAUUCUAUGAGGAUGUUCGCGUCACAUCACAUCUCAGACAGUUGCUCACUAACUUGGCACAAUUCGAAGAAAAAUGUGAUGACCCAGAAGUAUGGAACGAACUUAUCAAUGUCGAGAUAUCCGGUCGACAACUUUGUGUCCUACUUUGGUAUUCCUUGGAAUGGGCUCUCAACAAAAACAGUACUUUCGAAUUGGUUGAGCGAGGAGUUCUUGCGGCUUGUUCUUAUCUCCAUCUUGCUAGUAUAAAAGGCUCGAAAGCCUAUCAUAUCUUCAAUCCUUACCUUUAUCAGAACAAAGCUAAAAGAAAGGGGAAGCAGAAGAAGAGACAGGAAGAGAUGGAUGUUGACGAAGAUGAGGCAGAAGAGGAAGUUGAUGUAGCCAGGACCUUUGACAAAGGAGAAGUCAAGCAACUUUUUAAAGAAGCGAGUGAAUCGCUAUUUGUGCUGCUAGGCAAAAUUUCACUCUCCAGUUAUGCCGAAAUUCCUUUGACGACGACAAUGCUGGUGCGGGACAUGGCAAGGAUUGACUGCAGUCAAGAUACUAAAGUUGCUGUUGUGGAAACUUUGCGUGAUUUCAAAAAUUUGCGCAAACUGAGUGAUCGCUCUUUUGCACUGAUGCACAGACUUAUUGAUAGUCGUCAUACUCCGGGUGGCUAUCUGGUUAUUUCGCGUAUAAUUUAUCCGAGAUUGGCUUUUUGGACAUUUGAUUGUGAUGUUAUCCCUUCAUCAACAGCCAUACCGACCAUGUUCACCACAUGGAGAGAUCUGAUGGUGAAAUUCAUCAAAAUCCGUGUCGAACUCAACAAUCAUGGAGAGCUACGUAAUUUCUUCGCGGUAUUGGAAAAUUUGUAUCUGCGUUGUACAGAUAGAUUGGAGUAUCGUACUCGCCUUGCACAGUCUGUACUCAAUGUUCUACAGCUGUUGCCACGAGAAUACCAUUAUGAGUUUGUACAAAGAAUUGAAGUAUUCUCGAAAAAUCAGCGAGUUGGUGCCAGGAACUUUGCGAUAGAGAUUGUACCGUUGAUACUCAAAGGAUUAGAUCUAUCUGGAUCCGAUCCGGGACCUAUUGAGUAUCCUCCUGAAGGUGAUGUGACAGGCACCGAGGCAGAUAAGAAUGCUGGGCCAUCGUCUGAAGCAGAGGGCAUGGAUGUAAGUAAAUCCAGUACGAGUGACGAGGAAGGCGACUCUGACAAAAGCGAUAGCGAAACUGAGGCAGCUCACGAUAGCACAAAAAGAAAAGCCAAGGCUGCUAAAAGCGCUGCACCGGUUGAGCAGACAGAGAAAACUGAACGGGUACCUGCUCUGGCAGCAUUGUACAGAUGUGUUGUUCGAAGUUGCCUUGACAAGGCUUCAACAGUUCGCCUACGUGCUAUGUUUCAUUUACCGUCUUUGCUCGAGAGUGAACCGCAUCGAGAGCUGCUUAUCCAUCACGCGAGAAGCAUGUUUGAAGAAACCCCAAAAGUCUUCAUUGGCAUAGUAUCUGAGAAAGAAGAAGGAGCAGAAAACGAACCGGAGGAAAUCAAUGAGAAUAUGUUCUUGGACGAUUCCGAGAUCAUUAUCGAAAAUCUCAUAUUACAUCUGAUUCUAACUGGAGCCGGAGAUGACGCGGCUGGUGUUCGAAAAUAUGCUGUGAUUGCGUUGCAAGCUCUUUUUCCUUUCAUCACCGAAGAGUCUGAUGCACAGAGUGCAGUGGAGUGCUUGAAGGAAUGCUGCCUGGAUUCCUCGCUCAUGGUUCGAAAGCAGGCUGCAGAAGUCCUCGACUAUCUUCUUAGUUCCAGUCAACAAUUCCGAGAUGUGCUCGAAGAAGGUUGGUUGGCGGCUGUUCUCCCCAUGGUGAACGAUCGAGAGCAGAGUGUACAGCAAAUGAUCUCCAAAAUUGUCACGAAAACGGUCGUUAAUCCUCUCAUGCGCGAUACUGACGCGACUGCAUGGAAGAUGUUGCACGCGAUUGAAUUAGAAAAUAACAACAGGCGUCUUCUUUCUCGUGCGCUCAUGCAGGAACACCAAGAAGGAAACAUCAAGCCUACACUUGUUGGAUGUCUCAGCCACAAGCUCGAAACCUGUCCAGGAGAGAUGGAUGUGAUCUGGAUGCUCUUGGCAGAUCUGAGCGCAAUUUUCAAGGUGAAUCCGAAAAAGGCUUUGGAAGCUUGGUACGCUAUUGAAGAUGGAGAUCCCAGAAACAGGGUGCGCUACGUUACAAGGGUGCUGUCGCGGUCCUAUGCUCUUCUGGACUCUCGUGCUAGAGCUGAUCUCUGUGCUGACAUCAAAACAAAGAUUACGGGUUUUAGAAUUGAUGCCAUGAAUAUUCCUUCUGCUUAUUUAUGUUUGGCUAAACUUAUGGAUGCUGUUGGAGAGGAAAGCACAGGUAAAAAGAACUUGCAAAAAGUCGGAAAACAACUUUUGAACAUCAGCCGUAGUCACAUACGUGAAUCACUACAAAAGAUCGACGACGAGUAUGACUAUCCCGAUAGUUAUAAACGCGGCUAUACCAUCUGUUCACCCAACUCCUAUUUCAUCUCGUGCUCCUUCGCCAACUCCCACACAUUCUCGUGCUCCUUCACCAACUCCAUCUACGGUCUCAUCAAACCAGGGUUUCUCGGACAACGUCUGGCCUCAGCUCGAAACAUUUUUAAGGAUGAAAAAAUUGCCAAGUCCACCAUUCCCGUCUUUGUAAAACAGCUGAAGCUGAACUCGGACCAUGUGAUCCGAAACAAUAUUGCACUCGUCAUUUGUGAUCUAUGUAUACGCUAUACAUCGAUGGUAGAUCGUUAUUCUCCUAUUGUUGCUGCUUGUCUUAAAGAUACCUCGACUUUGGUCCGUAAACAAAUACUGCAGUCGCUCACUUCACUGAUCAAAGAACAGUUUAUAAGAUGGGAAGGACAGAUUAUGUAUCGUUUUGUGUCGACAAUACUCGACGAAAACAAAAUUAUCAUGGAAUAUACCAAGUUUUGUUUGCGAGAUGUGUUACUACUUCAAUUCCCAGAAUUGUUCUCAAGCCAUUUCAUUGAAUGCCUUAUGUAUUUCAAUAAUGUGCCAGUGAGCUGUGAGCGGGAGGGUAAGGACAUUUUCGGCAAAAUGGCAAUUGUGAGAUGCUGCUGGCGAAGAUCUGUUUCAGUUGUGCAAGAAGUUGUGGAUCCGGCUUAUCGUGUUUCACUUCACGGUCCUGAAAACGAAGAAAACCGAAUGACAAUCUAUAAAUUCAUGCUAAGCACUUUUGACGACACCCACAAAUUCACCUUAAUGGCGCACAUUUGUACGCAAAUUAUUUGUCCAGUCAUGAAUGGAAAGCUGAAGCUAGAAGAUCCCUGUGUAUUCGCUCUUAUGAGGGAUUCUCUGACGGUGAUGUCUUUGAAAGAAAUCAAACUAAACAUGGACGUCGGAAAGGGCCCAGAUGAAGAAGACGAGCCACCUGCAGUGGUUGUGGCUGCCGCUAAAGAAAUGAUCACUGAAACAUUCCGAAAGGCAAUGAUUGAAUAUGUGAUGCCAGCACUGCUUGAUCUACGUGUAUAUCUCAACGAAAGGCGAUCCAGCUUACGUGGACCUUUGUAUUGCGUAUUCCGUGCUAUUUGCCGCGAACAUAAGGAACAAAUCGAUGCAUUCCUGGACGGUGAUCAGCAGCUCAAAGCCGAAGUGGAGUAUGAUAUUUACAGAUUUGAGAUGCGAGAGAAAGCUGAACGAGCUGCUGCCAAGAAACGUGCUGAAGAAGCAGCUAAAGAAAGGCGGCGAUCACGGCGCUCAAUGGCUGUGGUGAAUAGGCCGCCAGAAGAAGACGACGAAGAUGUGACCCAGCGUAGUGGGGGUCCUCAAGCUGCAACGGAUGUGGUGAAUGUGCAAGCCAGUGAAGAAGCUGCUGGAAUUAAGCAAGAACCUGUUGAGCAAGAAGAAGAUGUCGUGAUGAGGGAAGUUACACCAGAGCCUCAAGCACCGACUGAGCAUAUUACGGCAGAGAUAGUUCUAACACAGUGCCAAGACAAACAGCUUGGAAUUUCUGUGGUUUGCGGCGACGGGCAACGUAUGGACGAAUUAGUUGCCGCUCUUCAUGAGGUACAGGCUGGCACUGCUCCGGCAGCCAAUUCUGCGCCAACUGAUGAGUUUGUUCCGACUGCUGCCGGCAGCUCUAACGAAAAUGUGGUGGUAUCGUCCUCUAGUGCUCCAAAAUCGCCUGGCAUGGUAAGGGAUGCGCCGCCGGCACCUCAAGUUGAAGAAGAACCUGUGAAAUCCACAGCUACAUGUGAGCCAACCGAGAAAGAAAAUCAGCAUACAGCCACAAGCAGCGUGUCGGACGAGAGCGCAGUACCAUCACGUGCUAUGUCUACACCUAACAAACCUAUUUCUGAUCUGACCUUUGGCGAUCUCAAUUUGUCUGCCAUCGAAGGUGAUGCAAAACGUAUCUCGCGUAAACCAGGCCGACCACGCUUGUCACGUAAAGAAAUGGAAAAUAUCGAGGAAGAAAAUUCGUGA
This is a messenger RNA of Haemonchus placei, 4599 nucleotides long. The record is from the annotation of a GenBank genome assembly. Lineage: Eukaryota; Metazoa; Nematoda; Chromadorea; Rhabditida; Trichostrongylidae.